AUGGCAACCCUAAACUCUGUUGGUGCUUGUCGUUCUGGUUUUUCUCUGCUGCUCAGUUCACGAUUGUAUAAGACCUUUGUCCGCCCAAAGUUUGAAUAUGGUUUGGCAAUCUCCACUCUACUGAAGCAAGAUAUCAAAGUGCUGGAGUCCAUUCAAGAUAAGUGUCUUCGCAUGAUUGUUGGGGGGCAUGCCACGUCCUCUACAAUUGUGUUAAAGCACAUCUGCAAUCUGCCAAGUAUGAAGUUUCGUGCCGAUGCUCUUAUGGCCAAGUUCUGUAUAAGAUCACGCUUUUUGCCAGCCCAGUGCCUUCUGUCUCUUUUGCACCGUCAUCAUACCGUCUAUUCUUCACUUGUCUCCUUGGGAAAAACCCAUCUUCUGUCCAAUCUCCCUCCAACACUCAAACUUCGAAGCCCUAGUGCUGUAAAAAAUCAUUUUGAAAGCAUUAGAGAAGCUGGAUUUGCAACCUUUCUCCAGUCUAAUACGCAAGUUCUCAUUCAAGCAUGCCGCCCAGUUCUUGGAGUUGAUCCAAUCUUGUUUUUGCCAGCCUCACGUGUGGAACGUAGCCGUUUGAUUCGUUGGAGAAUGGGGUGGUUACCAGGCAAACCAAAGGAAUGUCCUUGUGGAUCAGAUCACACCUCACGCCGCCAUUUGUUGGAUUGCCCACUUGUUCCUAUGGCACUAUUUGAACAGUUGCCUCAACCUGACCAAGAUCAGAUACACAGAAUUGAUUUUGCCAUCACAUCCUUGCCUUUGUCAUCUCAAGAACCGCGACCUGCUUACUGGAUACCACUGCUGACUAUUCUCUGGCACAUAGAUGUUAUAUGUAAUCCUGAUGGUGACUAUUCACAUGAGACUGAACAUGGUGCUCUUUGGAUAUAA
Phycomyces blakesleeanus NRRL 1555(-) is the source of this 879-nucleotide messenger RNA. RefSeq lists its product as hypothetical. NCBI's taxonomy places the organism in Eukaryota, Fungi, Mucoromycota, Mucoromycetes, Mucorales, Phycomycetaceae. The record is from RefSeq and is a predicted model, not a curated record. The transcript has a single exon. The coding region runs from base 1 to 879 and encodes 292 amino acids.